Molecule: messenger RNA, 1908 nt
Organism: Medicago truncatula (barrel medic)
Lineage: Eukaryota; Viridiplantae; Streptophyta; Magnoliopsida; Fabales; Fabaceae
Product: patellin-6
Exons: 4
Coding region: 178-1530 (450 amino acids)
Molecular function (GO): lipid binding
Source: RefSeq, a predicted model, not a curated record
CAACUCAACUCAACUCCCUCAAAACCACAUUCAAAUUCUCAAACAACCUCAAACUCAAAAAAACACAAUCUUUCUCUCUCCUUUCUCUGUCUUCUGCAAAACCACAUUCACACUCUCAAGUAAAGUUCUCUACUUUUUUCAUACACUCACCGACCCAUUUGCUUCAUUCACCAUUUCAUGCAAAGAUUUCAUCUGGGUUUCUCUCAAAAUCCAAACUUGAUGAUGGAUUCUUCUUCAUUAUCUCCUUUGUCUCUUCAAACCCAAAAAUCACCUUUUCAAAACUUACCUGAAGAAUCCUCACCAAAACAAACCAAAAGAAGCUUACUUUCAUCUCUAAUGGGUACUAACAACAUCACUUCUUCAAACCUUAGAACCCCUUCUUUUGAAGAAGAUAACUACUUUGUCACCCUUCUCAAAUCGUCAGAGAAAAAAGCACUUCAAGACCUCAAAAAAACCCUCCUUGAUGUCACAAAUGAAAAGAACUCUCCCAAUGGUGAAGUUUCCAUGUGGGGUAUUCCUCUUCUUGGUGGAGAUGACAGAGCUGAUGUAAUACUCUUGAAGUUUCUAAGAGCAAGAGAUUUCAGAGUUAAUGAAGCAUUAAACAUGAUUACAAAGUGUUUAGCUUGGAGAAAAGAGUUUAAUGCUGACACAAUAGUUGAAGAAGAUUUGAGUCAGUUCAAGGAGCUUGAAGGUGUUAUAGCUUAUAUGCAAGGCUAUGACAAAGAGGGUCAUCCUGUUUGUUACAAUGCUUAUGGUUUGUUUAGAGAUAAAGAUAUGUAUGAGAGGAUUUUUGGUGAUGAAGAGAAGCUUAAGAAGUUUCUUAGGUGGAGGGUUCAAGUUCUUGAAAGAGGUAUUAGGCUUCUUCAUUUUAAGCCUGGUGGUGUUAAUUCUCUUAUUCAAGUUACCGAUCUUAAAGAUAUGCCUAAAAGAGAGUUAAGAGUUGCUUCUAACCAUAUUCUCUCACUCUUUCAAGAUAACUACCCAGAAAUGGUUGCUAGAAAGAUUUUCAUCAAUGUGCCAUGGUACUUCAGCAUGUUGUAUUCAAUGUUUAGUCCAUUUUUGACACAAAGGACUAAGAGCAAGUUUGUGAUCUCAAAAGAAGGAAAUGCUGCUGAGACACUCUACAAAUUCAUUAGACCUGAGGAUAUUCCUGUUCAGUAUGGAGGGUUAAGUUUGCCCAGUGAUUUGCAAAAUGGUCCCCCAAAACCAGCUUCUGAAUUCACUGUCAAAGGAGGGGAGAAAGUGAAUAUACAAAUAGAAGGAAUUGAGGGAGGUGCAACUAUCACUUGGGAUAUUGUUGUUGGAGGCUGGGACUUAGAAUACAGUGCUGAGUUUGUACCAAAUGCUGAAGGUAGCUACACUAUAGCAGUUGAGAAACCAAGGAAGAUUGGAGCCUCAGAAGAAGCAAUGCACAACUCAUUCACAUCGAAAGAAUCCGGCAAAAUGAUACUCUCGGUGGACAACACUGCCUCAAGGAAGAAAAAAGUUGCUGCUUAUCGUUAUGUUGUCCGAAAAUGCGCCACCACUUGAGUGAUCACCAUUAGCGUUGUGUUUGGAAACCCUAAUUUCUGCAUAGAGAACUUGCAGUGACCUUGAAGCUGCGCCUACGAGAGUUUGGCUAUCAUGGUGUCCGGAUUUUUAACUUGUUUUCAAACACACGCGGAGGCUCUAAUAGCUUUUAAUUUUAAUUUUUGCUAAUGAUGUUUUUCUUUUACCCUUUCUCUGAAGGGUCUCAUUUAUGUUUCUGAACUUGUCAUGGCAUGUUUAACCUUAGAGGUAUUAAUAUUAAUUAACUAGUAGUUUUGUAGUGUAAUGUAAAAAUGAGAACAAUGUUGGCACUUGGCAGUAGUACUAGUAUAUUGCUUGGAAUAGAAGAAAAGCAAUUAAGUUUGCUUAUUUAACAUACCA